AUGUUUCAGCAAGGCUCGAGUUAUCUUGCUGCUGCGACAUACCCUUACCCAGACACGAUUGAUCAGGAUAUCAUCGCUUCGAGACAGGCUUUGCAAUCUACUGCUAGAACAAUAAGUGCUGAGUCCAGCUCCCGCCUGGCCAGCAUGGCUCAUCACUCGCCAGAACAUACCAUGCAGGCCCUAUCAAACAGACACGAACUGCACCGGAAUGCUUCGAUAAGUGCUGCUGAGCUGUCUCACCCAGCCUACUCUUCACCAAAUACCCCAUUUUAUCACCAACAGGCUACGUAUCAGCCGGUUUCUGUCCCUGCUACCACUAUGGCUGCACCUUCGUACUUCCCAAAAUACCAGCAGGCAGAAUACUCUCAGGGGCCAAUUGUCUCGUCAAACUACGUGUACUCCUCUGUUGAGCAGCCAUUAUCAUCCUACGGCCAGUACCAGAUGACACCAGAUGGUUAUUACGACACCUACUUACCUACGUCAACCAUGCCCAUGGCCUACGCUCAACAAGACGUAGACAUGACCUCAUCAACUUACGACGCCACGCCACUUUCACACGCCCACCUCUCUCUACCAGCAAUGGAAAGCAAUACCGCCUUUUCCACUCCUGAUUUGCCUGCCAACCAACAAUUCCCUGAGCCAAAAACUCCGCCACCACCAACCUCGUCAAACUCUUCUGGCGAAAGUGUCCGAGACGAAGACGAUCUUGUCGGCGUUGGACUUUAUGACGAACCACUGGACACCUCUUACUGGGACGAAUCACUAUCCAGCUCGGUUGAUCCGAUCUUGUACCCUUAUCCACCCACACGCAAGGGUUUGAAGCUAGAAGAGACUCUCGACCCAUCAACUCUAAACUGCAGCGAUAUGGAUGCAGAUGGCGAUGAGGAGGAAGAAGAGGACGAGCAACCACGUAUGGAGCCGUCCGUAAAGGACUCGGAUGAAUCCAACAGUGCAGGGGGACAAUUGUUUCAGGUGGACGAGGAUGCUUCAUACAACAGCGCCCAAGUGAGCUGGACGGCAGCGCCGCCAGUUAUGCUCAAUAGUUACGCUGCAUUCCCUGGAUCGUACCAAAACGUCUAUCCUACUAUGUAUUGA
Messenger RNA from Nannizzia gypsea CBS 118893, 1095 nucleotides. RefSeq lists its product as hypothetical. The coding region runs from base 1 to 1095 and encodes 364 amino acids. The transcript has a single exon. Lineage: Eukaryota; Fungi; Ascomycota; Eurotiomycetes; Onygenales; Arthrodermataceae. The record is from RefSeq and is a predicted model, not a curated record.